This is a messenger RNA of Penicillium chermesinum, 5325 nucleotides long. Its product is annotated as putative rRNA biogenesis protein RRP5. Gene Ontology annotation, biological process: rRNA processing. The coding region runs from base 1 to 5325 and encodes 1774 amino acids. NCBI's taxonomy places the organism in Eukaryota, Fungi, Ascomycota, Eurotiomycetes, Eurotiales, Aspergillaceae. Gene Ontology annotation, cellular component: small-subunit processome; nucleolus. The transcript is spliced from 4 exons. Gene Ontology annotation, molecular function: protein binding; RNA binding. The record is from RefSeq and is a predicted model, not a curated record.
AUGGCGCCAAUCAAGCGCAAGGGGAAUGUCCCGGAAGAAACGGCUGCUCGUCAGCCCCAAAAGCGCGCCAAAGUUGGUGCUGAAGAACGCAAAAAAGACCAGAAGCCUAAGGAUACCGCCCCGAAGACUUCGGAGCUUUCUUUGCUAAGAGAAGAGGAGCCGUCUUUUCCUCGUGGAGGAGGAAGUGUUUUGACUGCUCUGGAGCGCAAGAAGAUCAACAUCCAAGCUACUCAAGAUGUUUUAUUCGAACAAAAGGGCCCCAAAAAGACACCUCGCGAACUAAACGACGACGAUGACGAUGAGGAGGAAGAAUUCGACGCCGUGGACGAAGAGACUGCGGCUCCAGCAAAAAAGUCAAAGAAGAAGGGCAAAAAGAACAAGAAGUCUGGAGAGAGUGAAAAGUCUGAAAAGGCGGCUGUUCGUAUUGAGCCUCUCAAUUUUAAGCGCAUUGUACCUGGAUCAAUGAUUCUGGGCCAGGUAUCAAAAAUCAACACACACAACGUCGCGCUAUCUUUGCCAAAUAACUUGACUGGCUACGUCUCCCUCACAUCCAUUUCGAAAACCCUCGACGACAAAAUUGAGAAACUUCUUAAUGAAGAGGAAGACCAGGAAGGCGAAGAAAGUGAAGAUGAGGAAUCUAUUGAUCUGAAGGACUAUUUCUAUUUGGGCCAAUACCUCCGUGCCUAUGUUGUUUCUACAGGCACUGAUGGCACCGAAGUCGGUGGUCGCAGCAAGAAGCGCAUUGAGCUCGCAGUCGACCCUAGACAGGCAAACAGUGGUCUUACUAAAUCCGACCUGGUAGUUGAAUCAGCUGUCCAAGCCUCAGUUGUUAGCGUUGAAGAUCAUGGUCUCGUUAUGGAUCUUGGUAUCGAAGGUUCUGACCUGAAGGGUUUCAUGUCGUCCAAAGAGAUUGAUCCUCGUGUGGAACACUCUACUAUCAAGGAAGGUUCUGUCUUCAUGUGUAUUGUCACUGGUCAGAACUCAGCUGGUAACGUCGUCAAACUCUCUACCAAACUGCGAUCAGCUGCCUCUAUCAAACAACAUUACCUUAGCGCCGCCCCUACAAUUGGUUCAUUCCUUCCGGGUGUUGCAGCUGAGAUCUUGUUGACUGAGGUUACCGAGACCGGCAUGAUGGGCAAAAUCAUGGGAAUGCUUGACGCUACCGUUGACUUGGUUCAAUCUGGAGCCAAUGACGGCAAACUCGACCUGGUGCGAAAAUACAAGGUUGGAGCCAAGAUUAAGGGUCGUAUUGUCUCAACUUUUCCUUCUGCGGAGCCAUUCAAAGUGGGAUUCUCUCUGUUGGACCAUGUGCUCAAACUCGCAUCCGAUGCCCAAGGCCUCGGUUCAUCUGAGGAGACUCCUGCUAUUUCCGCUAUCAUCCCAGAAGCCAAGAUCAUCAAGGUCGAUCCUGCUCUGGGUGUCUAUGUUCAGAUUGGUGAAACUAAACAUCUUGGAUUCGUUCAUAUCUCGAAGCUCUCCGAUGGCAAAGUUGAAUCCAUCUCUUCUGAGAUCGGUCCAUUCAAGGUUGGCGCUUCGCACGAGGCCCGAAUCAUUGGAUACAGCGCUCUUGAUAAUCUGUACCUACUCUCCUUCGAGAAGACUAUUCUUGAGCAGCCGUUCCUUCGCCUUGAAGAUGUUACUGUUGGAGCUAUUGUGAAGGGAAAGAUCGAAAAGCUUCUGAUCAAGUCUACUGGCAUUGAUGGCUUGAUUGUCAGUCUCGCAGAUGGCAUUUCUGGUCUAGUACCGUCGAUGCACUUCGCGGACACCCAGCUUCAAUUUCCCGAGAAAAAGUUCCGUGAAGGACUCAAGGUUUCCGCCAGAAUCUUGUCUGUUGACCUCGAGAAGCGACAGAUUCGGUUGUCCUUGAAGAAGAGUCUACUGAACAGCGAAGCCCCGGUAUGGGACGACUACAAAAAGAUCAGCGCCGGGUCCCAAUCACCUGGCACUAUUGUCAGCUUGCAGACCCACGGUGCUGUCGUCCAAUUCUAUGGCACUGUCCGUGGAUUCCUCCCUGUGUCCGAAAUGAGUGAGGCCUACAUUAAGGAUCCCGCUCAGCACUUCAGACUCGGCCAGGUCGUGAAUGUGCAUGCUCUGAGUGUUGAUGCGGCCCAAGGAAGACUUGCUGUUUCUUGCAAGGACCCGUCAACCUUCACCGAGCAAUACCGCAAAGCCUUCGAAAACAUCCACCCCGGCUUACUUAUUGCUGGAACCGUCUUCGAGAAAUCCAACGAUGAUGCACUUUUGAAACUCGAUGAAUCCGGCCUCGUGGCACGUCUAGAUGUCUCUCAUGUCAUUGAUGGAUCUCCAUCGAAGCAAAGCUCUACUCUAUCAAAGAUCCGAGUCGGCCAGAAGCUGAAUGACCUUCUGGUUCUCGAUAUCCAACGUGCGCACCGUCUGAUUCGUGUUUCUGGGCGCGCCAGCCUGAAGAAGGCUGCUAAGGACGGAUCUAUGCCUAGCAAGUUCACCGACAUUGAAGAAGGGUCUAAGAUCACUGGUUUCGUCCGCAACAUCACUCCCGAGGGUCUGUUUGUUGAGGUCCUGGGUGGUUUGACUGGAUUCCUACCUAAGCGUUUGAUUGAAGAUGCCAACCUCACGCAGCCGCAAUUCGGAACAUCGAAGGGGCAGACGAUGACAGUUACCGUCCAAGACGUUGACACUGAUCUCCAGCGAUUCACUCUGUCUCAAAAGGCUUCUGGAAAGUCUAAGCCUGAAACUAAGACCAAGACACCUGUGUCAAAUGACACUCUCAGCAACCCAGUUGACGACAGCAUCAAAUCAAUCGCUGAUUUGACCUUCGGACGAAUUGUCAAGUGCAAGGUUGCUUCUGUCAAGUCCACCCAACUUAAUGUGGUCUUGGCCGAUAACAUCCAAAGGCGCAUUGAUGUCUCUGAGAUCUUCGACAAAUGGGAUGAACUCAAGGACCGUAAGCAGCCAUUACGAUUCUUCCGUGCUAAGCAAGAGCUGUCAGCCCGCAUUCUCGGUGUCCAUGACGCUCGCAAUCACAAGUUUCUGCCAAUUUCCCACCGAAGCGGCAAGUACCAGGUCUUCGAGCUUUCUCUCAAGCCCAGCUUCAUCAAGGCCGCUGAGCCUCAGCCUCUAGACAUGGAACAUGUCAAGGUCGGCUCGUCCUGGAUGGGCUUCGUCAACAACAUCGCCGACAGUUGUCUCUGGAUCAACCUCUCCCCCAAUGUACGAGGAAGACUGCGUUUCAUGGAUGCAUCGGACGAUCUUUCUCUCCUGACUGAUGUUGAGAAGAACUUCCCCAUUGGAUCUGCCUUGAAGGUCCAAGUUACCGCUGUCGAUGCGAGCAAGGGCCACCUGGACCUCACCGCUAAGCAGGGCUAUGACAAGCUUGCAUUUGGAGACGUCUCAGUUGGCAUGAUUCUCCCUGGACGUGUGACCAAGGUGACCGACAAGCAAGUCAUCAUGCAGCUUGGAGAAGCUCUUGUGGGUGCUGUCAACCUGAUUGACCUUGCCGACGAUUACUCCAAGGCAAACCCAGCAGCCUACAGCAAGAAUGAGGUGCUUCGUGCCUAUGUCGUCGGCGUUGACAAGUCGAACAAGCGAAUUCAUCUCUCGCUUCGUCCUUCAAAGGUCAUGAGCUCCUCGCUUCCCGUGCAAGAUCGCGAAAUCGCCUCUAUCAAGGAUCUCAAGAAGGGAGACAUUGUCCGAGGAUUUAUCAAGCGUGUGGACGACAAGGGCCUUUUCGUGACAGUCGGGCAUGAUGUGACUGCCUACGCCCGAGUUUCGGACCUUUCUGAUUCCUACCUGAAAGAAUGGAAGGACGGUUUCCAAGCGGGCCAGCUUGUUAAGGGCCGUGUCACCUUGGUGGAUGCAGAGAACAAUAAGCUUCAGAUCAGUUUGAAGGAAUCUGCUUUAGACCCCAACUACAAGGCCCCCGUCACUCUUCGUGAGCUCAAGCAAGGCGACAUUGUGACUGGUAAGGUUCGCAAGGUCGAAGAAUUCGGUGCAUUCAUUGUCGUGGACGGAUCCGCCAAUGUGAGUGGUCUUUGCCACCGUAGUGAGAUGGCCGACAAGCGUGUUGAGGAUGCUCGCACCCUGUAUGACGAGGGUGAUGCCGUAAAGGCGAAGAUCAUCAAGAUCGACCACGAGCAGGGCAAGAUCUCUUUCUCUCUCAAGGCUUCCCACUUCCAAGAUGAGGACGAGGAAGACAGUGAUGAAGAGAUGGGCGAGGCUGCCGGUAUCGAUGUGGAAGAGGACGAUGAAGACGACAAUGAAGAUGAUACUGAUGACGACGGCGUCGCUAUAUCCGGUACCAAGCCCUCUAAGGAGGGUGGUCUCGGUGCCAGCGGGUUCGACUGGAGUGGUAAUGUGCAAAAUGACGAAGAUGUCGACAUGGCCUCCGAAGAUGAAGAAAAGACCCAGAGGAAGAAGAACCGCAAGCCGCAGAUCCAGGAAGAUCGGACUGGUGAUCUAGAUGCCAACGGUCCUCAAACCGUGGCUGAUUAUGAGCGUUUGCUGCUGGGUGAGCCAGACUCUUCAUUGCUGUGGCUGCAGUACAUGGCAUUCCAGCUGGAGCUCGGUGAGGUUGAGAAGGCACGCGCUAUCGCGGAGCGGGCUCUGCGUACCAUUGCCAUGGGACAAGACGCUGAGAAGCUCAACAUUUGGGUGGCAUUAUUGAAUUUGGAAAACACCUACGGCGACGACGACAGCUUGGAAGAAGUCUUCAAGCGCGCCUGUCAAUUCAACGAUACUCAAGAAAUCUACGACCGGAUGAUUAGUAUCUAUAUUCAGUCUGGCAAGAACGAGAAAGCGGAUGAUCUCUUCCGAGAGAACAUGAAGAAGAAGAUCUCUACUCAGUCGCCGAAGUUUUUCCUCAACUAUGCCAGCUUCUUGUUCGAUACUUUGGCUGCCCCCGACCGUGCCCGCGGCUUGCUCGCGCGCGCCCUGCAGUCACUGCCCCCGCACACGCACGUUGAGACGACCUCUAAAUUCGGCCAGCUAGAGUUCCGCUCCCCCAACGGCGACGUUGAGCGCGGCCGUACCGUGUUUGAAGGCCUUCUUUCAUCAUUCCCCAAGCGCAUUGAUCUGUGGAAUGUGCUCAUUGAUCUCGAGAUCAAGGUUGGCGACGCAGAGCAAGUCCGCCGAUUGUUCGAGCGGGUUCUUGGUCUGCAGAACAAGAAGGGUGUGAUUAGCGUGGAUUCCAGCAAGAAGCUCAAGCCUAAAAAGGCAUCUUUCCUUUUCAAGAAAUGGCUCGCCUUCGAAGAGAAGCUCGCUGCGCAGGAUGGCGGCAAUGAAAAGAUGGUGGAGGAGAUCAAGGCACGGGCGGCCGCCUAUGUCAAGUCCCUCCAACAGGAUUCAUAG